UCACUUUUUGUCAUUUUCAAAUUUCCCGCCGUUCCGUCCCCCGUACGUCCCAGGGAACAGAACCCAGAAGACAGAUGCCGGCAUCGGCCGGAGGACAUUACAGGGGACACUGCAGGAGGGACAUCGCGGGAGCGCAGAACAAGGUAAGUGAUCGAGGAGCAGCACCGCAUGGUAAGCCCGAGUGUAGCUUGGGAUUACCGCUUUUGGUACUGAAACUUUACCCCGAGCUACACUCAGGAAUACCCCAGGGGGUUAAACACCAUCGACUCUCCCUUCCUCAC
This is a messenger RNA of Staurois parvus, 281 nucleotides long. NCBI's taxonomy places the organism in Eukaryota, Metazoa, Chordata, Amphibia, Anura, Ranidae. The record is from the annotation of a GenBank genome assembly.